GAGCAAUACACAGAACAGGAAGAGAGAGAGAGAGAGAGAGAGAGAGAGAGAGGCAGAUUCUUCCUUUUUCUAAGGCAAUUGUAAUUUCUUCUAACCAACAAAACGUGCAGAAGAUAGAGACAAAUAUAUAUAUAUAUAUAGAGAGAGAGAGAGAGAGACAGAGAGAGAGAAGAAGAAGAAGAAUGGACAGAGAGAGUGAAAUGAAGCAAUCCAAGUUCAAGAGGGUUUGUGUCUUCUGUGGGAGUAGCCAGGGGAAGAAAAGUAGCUACCAAGAUGCUGCUAUUGAGCUUGGCAAGGAAUUGGUUUCAAGGAACAUUGAUCUGGUUUAUGGAGGUGGAAGUAUAGGCUUAAUGGGUUUGGUUUCACACGCUGUUCAUGAUGGUGGUAGGCAUGUCAUUGGAGUUAUUCCCAAGACGCUCAUGCCUCGAGAGUUGACUGGUGAGACAGUAGGGGAAGUGAAGGCAGUUGCAGAUAUGCAUCAAAGGAAAGCAGAGAUGGCUAAGCACUCAGAUGCUUUUAUUGCCUUACCUGGUGGUUAUGGGACUCUUGAGGAGCUACUUGAAGUGAUAACAUGGGCUCAACUAGGCAUACAUGAUAAACCGGUGGGAUUGCUGAAUGUGGAUGGAUACUAUAAUUCACUACUGUCAUUUAUUGACAAAGCCGUGGAAGAAGGUUUCAUAAGUCCAAAUGCCCGGCACAUCAUUGUAUCUGCUCCAACAGCAAGGGAAUUAGUCAAGAAACUAGAGGAGUAUGUUCCUCGCCAUGAACGAGUUGCUUCGAAGUUGAGCUGGGAGAUAGAGCGGCUUGGUUACCCUCAAACAUUUGAAAUUUCUAGGUGAAAAUGGAUUUUGCUUCUUAGAAAAGUGUAGUAGAUGGAGAUGUUGCAAUGCAAAAAAGGCUAACUUAAAAAAGAAAAAUAUGAUAUUUUUGAUUUGAAGGGAAUUUUUUUUUUUUGUAAAUUAACGCUGGAAAAUGACCUCAGUAUGAAGUUUGACUACUCCCUUCAAAUGGAAGUUUGGUUUCCUUUUUUAAGUUGUAACUUGUAAGUACUAGAUGCAUAUGAAAUUUCCUUUUUAAUUGUAACCAUUGAAGUAUUUUCCUU
Molecule: messenger RNA, 1102 nt
Organism: Camellia sinensis
Lineage: Eukaryota; Viridiplantae; Streptophyta; Magnoliopsida; Ericales; Theaceae
Product: cytokinin riboside 5'-monophosphate phosphoribohydrolase LOG3
Biological process (GO): cytokinin biosynthetic process
Cellular component (GO): nucleus; cytosol
Molecular function (GO): hydrolase activity, hydrolyzing N-glycosyl compounds
Source: RefSeq, a predicted model, not a curated record